Python bivittatus (Burmese python) is the source of this 2097-nucleotide messenger RNA. RefSeq names its product vesicle associated membrane protein 7 (gene VAMP7). NCBI's taxonomy places the organism in Eukaryota, Metazoa, Chordata, Lepidosauria, Squamata, Pythonidae. Gene Ontology annotation, cellular component: membrane; SNARE complex. Gene Ontology annotation, molecular function: SNARE binding; SNAP receptor activity. The record is from RefSeq and is a predicted model, not a curated record. Gene Ontology annotation, biological process: vesicle fusion; exocytosis; endosome to lysosome transport.
AGAAGCCUUGGCGGCCUGCAGCGGAAGCUCACGUGGCCUUGGUUUCUUUUGCGAACGACGCGACGGAGAACGGCGAGCGAAAGGGGGUUCCGGGCGGGCGCCCAGCAAGCCAGCCUGCAGCUAUGGCGAUCCUGUUUGCUGUUGUGGCCAGGGGCUCUACCAUUCUAGCCAAGCAUGCAUGGUGUGGAGGGAAUUUCCUGGAGGUUACAGAGCAGAUCCUGGCCAAGAUACCUUCCGAGAACAACAAGCUCACCUACUCGCAUGGAAAUUAUCUGUUCCACUAUAUCUGUCAGGACCGGAUUAUAUACCUCUGCAUCACAGAUGAUAAUUUUGAGCGUUCCAGAGCUUUCACAUUCCUGAAUGAAAUCAAGAAGAGGUUUCAGACCACCUAUGGUUCUCGAGCACAGACCGCCCUGCCAUACGCCAUGAACAGCGAGUUUUCCAGUGUUUUGGCAGCACAACUGAAAUAUCACUCCGAGAACAAAGGCCCGGACCAGAUGGCAGAGACACAGGCUCAGGUGGAUGAACUUAAAGGGAUCAUGGUCCGCAAUAUAGAUCUUGUGGCUCAAAGAGGAGAAAAGCUGGAAUUGCUGAUAGACAAAACAGAAAACCUUGUGGAUUCGUCUGUCACUUUCAAAACAACUAGCAGGAACCUGGCCCGAGCAAUGUGCAUGAAGAACCUAAAGCUCACCAUCAUAAUUGCCAUAGUAUCAAUUGUCAUCAUUUAUAUCAUCGUGUCAGCUGCCUGCGGGGGCCUCUCUUGGCCAAGCUGUGUACAGAAAUAGCUGUCUGAGCCAGUCAACCACAUGAAAGCACAGAUGCACAGGAAUGUAUUUCAUCACAUGUGGACUUUCACUCUCUUCAUCCUUCCAGGACACUUGAGUCUUUUUGCCUUAUCACCUUGUAAGGACAUGGGUGUACUCCUUCAAAACCUGAAGGAUGUUUUCUCUGAAAUGGCAGAACUUCCUGAAGGGAAAGGAAGGCAUUGAACAAUGGGAGGUUCUAAAUAUCUGCAUUAUCAUGCUUUGCACUUUACUGUCCUUGAGUGCUGCUGGAGCAGGUUGGGGGAGCUGAAGGCCCCAUGUACCUUAGGGGAUAUGUGAGUGGGGACCACUGAAGCCAAUGAGUUCUUAUUCAUAGACCUAGCCCAGAUAUGUGAUCAGCUCUUACUAAAAUUGCUUUUCCUGCAGUGCCUUUCUUAAGCUCAUGACAGGCUGUAGCUUUGUCCUUCGAAGCUUCCUUUGUGGCCCUCUUGUUGGGCAAAUGAAGGGGUUCUGCUUUUCAACUUGGGUGACUGGUAAGUAUAUAGUAUUAAUAUUGCUGUAACAUUGCUACUAUUUGUAAUUUUUGUGUCUUGGAUUAUUUUCUUCUUGCCUAGUUUGGAAUGUUCUUUCAAACUGUGCUAUGGAACUCAGCUGUGGCUUCAUCUCCUGAGAUGUGUCUAAAAGCUGUUCCAGUGAGUCCAAGUAUCACACGCUGUGUGAGUCUGGUGACUGCCCUCUUCCUUUUGAGCAUGGUGGAGUUAUUGUGCCUAACUCAAAAGCACAGAGGCAGGCAUCUGAAAGGUAAUCGGGAUCCCAAGCUAAUGAUUUUCAAGGAAAAGGCUAUGGAGAAGCAUGAAGUAUUGAAAACUAACCUUUAAUAUAAAAUUGCCGUAAACCACUUGUGAAAAACGUCCCCCCCCCCCGCAUAAUGUAAAGGGCUUCUGGAGGACAUAUAUUAACAUCUUAAAUAGGAAGAUUCUUCAUUCUCCCCCAGUGUUGGUAUUUUAUGACCUCAUCCUAGUUUUCAGCUGGACAGAGGUAGACUCUGCUUGCUCUCCUCAGCAUCCUGCAGAGGUUAGGCCUGCUGCAGCUUCCCUUGUUUGCCAUGGUCAGAAAGGCUCUUUUCCUCCCUUUCUCCACCAAAUAUCUUUGCAGGGACAAGCCAACAUUGAAUUAAUUGUGCAUGUUUUAAAAAAUGUUAAUAGCAAUUGUUAAUUUUCUAUCAUUUUGAAUGCCUUUCUGUAAACUGCUUCCUCCUGUUUUAAUAAAAUGCACUGAUGCAUUAUUGUAAAAUAAAGUUAGAUCUGUUUAAAUAAAUGUACUGAACUACAGA